Molecule: messenger RNA, 1275 nt
Organism: Macrosiphum euphorbiae (potato aphid)
Lineage: Eukaryota; Metazoa; Arthropoda; Insecta; Hemiptera; Aphididae
Source: the annotation of a GenBank genome assembly
AUGUCAAUGUCAAAGUGUCAUCAACUGUCUUCAUUUGUUUGCAAGCAACAGAAAAACUUACGUAUGAUGUCAACAUUGUGGGGCAACGUUCAGCAAGGACCUCCAGAUGCUAUACUUGGUGUAACAGAAGCCUUCAAACGUGAUAAAAAUCCACAAAAAAUUAACUUAGGGGCUGGUGCCUACAGGGAUGAUAAUGGUAAACCAUAUGUAUUACCUAGUGUAAUUCAAGCUGAAAAUCUGUUGGCAAAAAAAAAUUUGGAUAAAGAAUAUGCUCCAAUAAGUGGCAUUGCUGAUUUCUGCAAUGAAGCUAUACAAUUAGCAUUAUCCAGUGAAUCCCCUAUUAUUAAGAACAAAUACUAUGCUUCAGUUCAAUCUAUAUCGGGAACGGGUGCUUUAAGAGUUGGUGCUGAAUUUCUUACAAGAUAUGCUCCAUUGAAAACUAUUUGGGUACCUAUUCCUACUUGGGGUAACCAUAAUCAGAUAUUUAAAUUUUCUGGAUUGGAAGUUAAAACGUACAGGUAUUAUGAUCCAAAAACAUGUGGACUUGAUUUUGCUGGAAUGGUCGAGGACUUAUCUUCUGCUCCAUCUGGCUCAGUAGUUUUGUUACACGCGUGUGCUCAUAAUCCAACUGGUGUUGACCCAAAACCAGAACAAUGGAAAGAAUUAUCCGCAUUGUUCAAAAGUAAAGGCUUAUUUCCAUUUUUUGAUAUGGCUUACCAAGGGUUUGCCUCAGGAAAUGUUGAUCAGGAUGCUUGUGCUGUUCGUUCAUUUUUAUCUGAUGGUCAUCAGAUUGCUUUGGCUCAGUCAUUUUCCAAAAACAUGGGUUUGUAUGGAGAACGUGUAGGAUUGUUUUCAUUAACCACUUUGGAUAAAGAUGAAGCAGACCGCAUAGUAUCCCAAUUGAAGAUAAUUGUACGGGGUAUGUAUUCAAACCCUCCGAUACAUGGAGCUAGGAUUGUGUCUGAAAUUUUAUCCAAUCCUCAAUUAAUGGACCAGUGGUUGGUUGAAGUGAAGGGCAUGGCAGAUAGAAUAAUAUCAGUCAGAUAUCAAUUAAAAGACCUUUUGGAUAAGGAAGGCUCUACAAAGAAUUGGGAACAUAUAACAGAUCAAAUUGGAAUGUUCUGUUAUACUGGACUUAGUAAAGAUCAGGUUAAAAAGUUAAUUGAUCAGCAUAGUGUGUAUUUGACAAAUGAUGGUCGCAUAUCUAUGGCCGGUGUUACUUCUAAAAAUGUUGGUUACUUAGCUAGUGCAAUGCAUAAAGUUACUAGUACUUAA